Messenger RNA from Linum tenue, 3957 nucleotides. The record is from the annotation of a GenBank genome assembly. NCBI's taxonomy places the organism in Eukaryota, Viridiplantae, Streptophyta, Magnoliopsida, Malpighiales, Linaceae.
AUGGGGGCUGAGAGGAAACUGUUCAACGUUUCACACGGAAAGAAACCGACUCAGUUGCUUUGCUAAUUGGUUCCCACCCACCGGAUAAUCCAGUCUCCCAGUGAGACGACCGCACCACCUUCUCUUUUUUCCCUGCAAAUCUCCCGUCCCCAUGCAUUUAUGCCUCCUCACAUUCUCACAACCACCACAUCUUCUUCUUCUUCCCCAUUCCCUCUCUCUCUCUCUUUCACUCCUCUCCUCCACUGCAUUCCAUGGCCAACCCAACUGGGUAAAAACGUAAAAUUAAGUUACCCACAAAAUUUUCAUCUCAAUUAUGGCGCUUGAGUUGAAUUCUCCCGCCUCUACUUGCUUGUUGAUGCUGCUCUGCUUCUGGGUUUUCACUGGAAGUCUCGUUUCCUGUUUGAGCUACGAUGGGUUGGCUCUUUUAUCGCUGUUUAACAGGUGGGAAGCCUCUUCCGUUCCUCGACCCGUUGUUUCCUCAUGGAAUGCUUCGGACCAAACUCCAUGUUCGUGGGUCGGCGUCGAAUGCCACAAUUUCACUCGCCGUGUGGUCUCCCUCAACCUCACCGGCUACUCGAUUUCCGGCGAGUUGGGCCCGGAAAUUGGAGGGCUUUCUCGGCUGGCCACUCUUGAUUUGAGCUACAACAACUUCUCCGGCGAAAUCCCCUGGCUCCUGGGAAACUGUGCCGGCCUGGAGUAUCUCGAUUUGUCGAACAAUGGGUUUACCGGCAGAAUCCCUGGAAGCUUCCGUAACUUGAGGAGGGUGAAAACCUUGAGCUUGUUCACCAACUCGCUGAGUGGUGAGAUUCCCGAGUCCUUGUUCCAGAAUACGCCUCUGCUGCAAUAUGGGUAUCUGCACGAGAAUGCGUUCAAUGGUUCGGUUCCGGGGAGUGUUGGUGAGUUGAAUGAGAUUGUUGAGCUUUGGUUGUAUGGCAAUUCGUUUACUGGUUCGAUUCCUGAUUCUAUUGGGAAUUGCAGAAAGUUGCAGACUCUUUAUUUGCAAGAUAACCAGUUAACUGGUUCCUUGCCUGGGAGCUUAGGUAGUCUUAGAGAACUUGUUAACUUAUAUGUUUCUCAUAAUAGUUUAGAGGGUAGAAUUCCUUCAGGGUUUGGAAAUUUGAAGAGUCUGAGCUUUUUGGACUUAUCUUACAAUCCGUUUAGUGGUGGGAUCCCAGAGGAUUUAGGUAACUGUAGCAGCUUGAACACCCUGGCUAUUGUUCAUAGUAAUUUGACAGGCAACAUUCCUUCAUCACUGGGCCUUCUGGAGAAUCUGUCCUCUCUUGAUCUUUCCGAAAAUCAGCUGUAUGGAAAGAUUCCUCCUGAGCUGGGGAACUGCAAGUUAUUGACAAGCUUGAAGCUUUACUCAAACAAGCUUGAGGGAGGGAUACCGGGCGAGAUUGGCUUGCUUCCUCAGUUGCGUGACCUUGAACUGUUCAACAACAAUCUGAGUGGUGAGAUUCCCAUCACCAUUUGGAAAAAUCCGAGCCUUGAGUUCCUUCUAGUGUAUCAGAACCGUCUUUAUGGUGAACUACCUGUUGAGAUGACUGAGCUCAAGCAACUGAAGAACUUGUCUUUGUAUGAGAAUCAGUUCUCUGGUGUGAUACCACAGAGUUUGGGGAUCAACAGUAGCUUGUUGCAGCUGGACUUUACAAGUAAUCAGUUCACUGGUGAAAUUCCGCCGAAUCUUUGCUUUGGAAAGCAGCUCAGAGUUCUCAACAUGGGUAAGAAUCAGCUCAAGGGCAGUGUCCCUUCUGAUGUUGGGCAGUGCUCAACUUUGUGGAGAAUGAUCCUUAGUGAGAACCAUCUCUCGGGUCCUCUUCCGGAAUUUGCAGAAAACUCGAGCCUCUCACGUGUGGAUAUCAGCAGAAAUGACAUCAAUGGGUCUCUUCCUUGGAGUCUAAAGCACUGUGGAAACCUUACAUUUCUCAAUCUUUCCAUGAACAAGCUCACAGGAUCCAUCCCCAGGGAGAUUGGAGAUCUCGUUAAGCUUGACACUCUGGAUCUUUCAGACAACCAGUUGGAAGGUUCAUUACCAUCUGAGCUAUCAAAUUGUUACCAGUUGGAGAAGCUUGAUGUAGGCUUCAACUCACUAACUGGUUCUAUUCCAACUGGUUUCAGAAACUGGACAAAACUAGCAACAUUGGUACUGAGUGAGAACCGUUUCACCGGAGGGAUUCCAUCAUUCUUAUCAAGCCUUGGGGAGCUUGAAGAGUUGGACCUUGGUGGAAAUUCCUUAGGAGGAGAGAUUCCUUCCUCCCUUGGAUCUCUGCAGAGUCUUCGGUAUGGACUGAAUCUCAGCAGCAACGGGUUAACUGGUUUGAUUCCUUUGUCAUUAGGAAAGCUGAACAUGCUGGAACAGCUGGACAUAGCAAACAACAAGCUAACAGGUUCUUUAGAACCUUUGGAAAACAUCCGAACUCUCCUCCUCAUCAAUGUCUCAUACAAUCUACUCACAGGUCCAAUACCCGAGACUUUAUAUCGUUUCCUCAUCUCAUCUCCAUCUGCAUUCUUGGGCAACCCGAGUCUAUGCAUCGAUUGCCAUCGAAACCAGACUGACGGGGUUUGCACUUCGAACACUGGUAUCAAGCCAUGUCAAAGCAAGAAGAGAGGGCAUAGCAUAUUGGAAGUUGCAGCCAUAUCACUUGCCACAAUAAUUGUUGUUCUUUCGCUUCUAGGACUGUGCUGUUUGAUCAUUGUGUGGAGACCCAAGAGGUGCCAUGAGAUUGUUGCUGCCGGGCUGGAGGGCCCACCGUCGCUUCUCAACAAGGUGAUGGAAGCUACUGAGGAUCUGAAUGAGAAGCACGUUAUAGGAAGGGGAGGUCAUGGAACUGUGUACAAAGUUCCAAUGGAAGAUGGUGAGAUCUUUGCUGUGAAGAAAGUGAACUUUGCAGGCCAAAGAGCCGGGAGCAGGAGCAUGAUGAGAGAGAUCAAGACGAUUGGGAAGAUUCGGCAUAGGAAUCUCAUCAAGCUAGAAGAUUUCUGGUUGAGGAAGGAAUAUGGGCUGCUUCUCUACAGUUAUAUGGAGAAUGGAAGCCUCUAUGAUGUUCUUCAUGGCAACUUUGAAGAAACUAUAGAAUGGGAUGUGAGGUUUAGGAUAGCUCUUGGAACUGCUCAUGCUUUGGAGUAUCUGCACUAUGACUGCAACCCUCCGAUAGUACACUGUGAUAUCAAGCCACAGAAUAUUCUGCUGGAUUCUGACAUGGAGCCUCACAUCUCUGAUUUCGGCAUAGCGAAGCUCCUCGACCAGUCUUCUGGCAGCUCAACUCAGUCGAUGAUGGUUGAUGGAACCGUUGGAUACAUAGCUCCAGAGAUGGCAUUUGCAACAAGCAAGAGCAAGGCAUCAGAUGUUUACAGCUACGGGGUCGUGCUGCUCGAGCUGAUCACAGGGAAGAAGGCAGUCGACCGGUCAUUUCCAGAAGGAAUCGACAUAGUGACGUGGGUUCGAUCCACUUGGGAUGCCGACCCUGAUCAAGACGUGAAGUCCAUAGCUGAUCCCAGGCUUGCUGAUGCAGAUCAAGAACUGUUCCUCGAUUCAAGCGCGAUGGAACGAAUUGAGAGAGUGAUCAUGGUCGCCUUGAGAUGCACAGAGAAAGAGCCCAACAAGAGACCCACAAUGAGAGAUGUCGUGAAGGAACUGUUAGGUCCUAACGUUCCCUUAACAAAGCCAAUGCAGGUAGCUGCUGACAUAGCCUGCUCCAGUGAUUUCACUAAACAGUGAGAUUAGUUAGUGGCAUAGUUUGUAGCUUCUUUGAUGAAUGAUUAGGAGAAAAGCUGAUUAUAUGGUUCUUAGGUAAUUACUGAUUACCUACCAUUUGACAAACAAUGAUUACUCCCAAACCCUUGUGUUCUGCAACUGAUUCUUUUCAGGGUGACCUGAUUACCAAAAGAGGCAAAAUUAAUAGCUUGAUCAAUCAGUUUAAGUACACAGUUAGUGUUUCAUUUUUUCAUACUGGUCGU